GGGGCAGACCAUAAUAAAUCUGCUGUGUGUGGACUGCGAGGAAAUCAGUCUGAAAUGGCAGCUGACUGGAAACUGAAGUGUAACUCCCAGUGGCAGCUGGGGGCUCACGGUGUCCCCAUGUCUGACAGCGUGGACUGGAAAUCGGUAUUCAAGAAGAAGCCAUUUCAACGCAACCUACUGCAGAACCCCUCGCCUUAUGGUGUAAAGCACACCAUCCCACCACCCGAACCCCAUCGUUCGGGAAUGCCACCUCCUCCAAACCAACCACCUCAGUUUGAGCCCAUUGGUAGUUUCUCUGGCUGGGAAACUAGUACAGAAGUUUUGCCAUAUGACACUAGUGGUAUCCCCCCUGGGGUUGUGGUCUGUCAGCUACCUCGGUACAGCUGGUUCUCUCUAGAGCAACGUGUGGACCUGAAGUCAGAGGGUCUGUGGGACCAACUGCUGGAUGAGUUUCAGCCUGAGAUAGUCAUUGAGGACUGGUAUGAGGAAAGCCAGCUUCAUAAAUCUAUCUAUCAGCUUGACGUGAAGCUCUUGGGUGCUGAUGGAAAGACGGUCAUUAAGCAGCACACAUAUAACCCUGAGGAGAACCCGAAGUCCUCCUCACACACCUGGAAAAAGGUCUCCCAUGUAUUCUCCAAGUAUGGGCCGGGAGUGAGGUACAUUCACUUCCUCCACAGACUGAAGAAAAGGUCCAUGUUUGAUCAGUUCUUUAAUACCAAAGUCACAGACAGCUCGAUUAUCAUCAAGACCAGCAAAGCCGGUGUGAAAUAAGCCAUCACAGUCAAAAAAAAAACAUGUUGACGCACUAUGUAGACUUUGUUUUUUAGAACAACGCGCUAUUGUCUGAAUUUUUUUUUUUUUUUUUUAAAUAACUGCACCUGCAAUGUAAUAAAACAUUCCUCAUUCA
This is a messenger RNA of Cyprinus carpio (common carp), 907 nucleotides long. Its product is annotated as F-box only protein 50-like. NCBI's taxonomy places the organism in Eukaryota, Metazoa, Chordata, Actinopteri, Cypriniformes, Cyprinidae. Gene Ontology annotation, biological process: glycoprotein catabolic process; SCF-dependent proteasomal ubiquitin-dependent protein catabolic process. The record is from RefSeq and is a predicted model, not a curated record. Gene Ontology annotation, molecular function: ubiquitin protein ligase activity. Gene Ontology annotation, cellular component: SCF ubiquitin ligase complex; cytoplasm.